UAUCCAUUCUUCAUUUUUAUACACACAAAGUAUCCCCCUUUUUCUAAAUUUAGAUAAAGUUCAUUCACCAUUACCGGUUUCUGUCGAUUUCAUAGCCACGUUCUUCCAUUCCGAUAAUCGAAUCCCGAUCCUCAAUAUAUGUAAGCAGUUCCUAUGAUAUUCGGUCGAUUAACAAUCACGUAUCCCGUACUCGUUUGAAUUUGUUUGAUCAUAUUCGGUUCAAUUCGAAUUGGUGAUCGAAUACAUUAUAUUUAGGGUUUAGUGAAUAGUGAUUGAUUUUUGAGGAAAUUAGGGUUUGACGAGCAUCGGAAAUGCAUCCGGUGCCUUCACUUGAAUUACUUACCCUGCUAUUUGGCGGUUUUUCGUGUUCUCAUCGUUUGAAACAUCGUCUUGAUAAAAGUAAUCGUCGUGGUAAUCUUAGCUAAAAAUCACAUUCUUCUAGUCACUAGCGCCUAAAUCAGAAUCAGAAUCAGUCAUUUAGUUUCCUUGAUUUCUUCUUUUGUUUGUGUUUUUAUCUCUCGCGUUUUUCAUCGUUGUCAUCAUAAUUCUGUUAUUUCGCGGUAAAUCAACUCUAUUUGUUGAUCGGAGACCUCCGUUUGACAUCCCGGAUCGUUUGGUUUCACGCUGCACAGAGUUUUGCUUGGACAUCCCUGAUUUGAAGGAAAAGUUGAGUUCCCUGUUGAUGCAAAUGGACGUUUGUUCUCACAUCAGUUUCCCAGUUAAUGAUGUUAGCAGCAGCAUUCAUGGAUUCUGUUUGGAUACAACCUUUGAGUCCACUUAUGGACUUGCAAGUGGUUUUUCUGUGGAUGAACUUGCAUUUGGAGCAACUAAGUUUCUGAAUAUCCAAGAUGACAUUGACAUACAAGGAGUUUCAAGUUCAAAUGCUCCAUUCCCACCUAAGGGUUUGAAGCCUGUAUCUGCCAUGAAAGGCACCCGUGAGAAACAUGGAGCGGAUCCACCUAAGAAGUUGAGCGUGAAGUGGGCCCCAGAUGUGUAUGAUCCGGUUCCUUCUUUGCCAUCGGACACAGUAAUAAGUAGGCCACGUAAGCAGCAUGGUAAAAAGAAGGGCACGAGUAGUAGUAAGGAGAAAAAUAGUGAAAGUAAAUCAUCACGAGGGAGUAAAAGUAAAGGGAAAGACAAGAAGCAUGGUACUCGUAAAAGAAGUGGGAAAUCUUAUGACUUGGAUUUUUGAUUUGUGUAAAAGUGAAGAGAAUGACUCACAUCCCUUUGUAUGUAUAUUAGUAAUAAAACUAUAGAAUGCAAAACAUCAAGACAUUAAAAAUUGCUAAGGAUAUGAUGAACAAGAUGAUGUUUUUUUUUUUUUGCCAUGUAGGAUGACAUGUACAUGCCAAAUCAUCAAGGCAACCGGUAUACCGUAUACCUAGGGUGUAUUUGGAUUUGAGUUUCAAUACAAAAAAACAUUGUUACAA
Molecule: messenger RNA, 1430 nt
Organism: Lactuca sativa (garden lettuce)
Lineage: Eukaryota; Viridiplantae; Streptophyta; Magnoliopsida; Asterales; Asteraceae
Source: RefSeq, a predicted model, not a curated record